This is a messenger RNA of Cotesia congregata, 1734 nucleotides long. The record is from the annotation of a GenBank genome assembly. Lineage: Eukaryota; Metazoa; Arthropoda; Insecta; Hymenoptera; Braconidae.
AUGAAGUUUUUGUGUUGUCGCUCGUCACUGUGUCAAUCAAAGUGGAAUUUUGAUCUUACUAACAAAAAUUCUAAAGCUGCGAACAAUAAAAAUGAUAAUAAUGAGCAACAGAUUUACAGAAGAUUGUCGAAUGUUCGUAGAGACGAUAUUUUCGGUGAGCAAGUUAGAGUUUCGAGCUCGACUCCUAUUGUUUACCAAAAAGACACUGAAACAAAGUCAAGAUUGAGAAGUGCGAUCAAGAGCAACGAGUUUUUGAGCAAUUUUAAUGACAUGCAAGUGGAUACAAUCAUCAGUGCAAUGUAUUCGCAGGACAUUCCGCCAAACACCCGGCUGAUUAAUGAAGGAGAUGAUGCAUAUCAUCUUUAUGUAUCUGAGGAAGGUGUUUUUGAUAUUUACAAGGGAAAUAAAUAUCAAGGGACUUUUGGGCCCGGUGUUGUGUUUGGAGAACUUGCUUUGCUGUACAAAGCUAAAAGAUUUGCUUCUAUUGAUGUGAAAAAAGGAGGAAAAGUUUGGGUAUUGGACAGAAAAUCAUAUCAAGCCUCCAUGAAAGAUGAUAUUGAGCGAAUAACUGAAGACAACAUUGAAAUGCUCCGGAAAAUUUCAUUUCUUCGUGAUCUCUCUAAUCAUGUUUUAAGAAAAAUUUCAGAUUUGAUGUACGUGAAAUUUUUUCCCGCUGGAACUUAUAUCUUGGAUGAAGGAGACACUAAUGACAAAUUUUUUAUCAUAAACUGUGGACAUGUCAAAGUAAUGAAGCUGAGUGAUGGUCAAGAAAUAGUAAUUUCUGAGUUGUACAAAGGAGAGUACUUUGGAGAGAAGACACUCUAUGCUAAUGAAAAUAAUAUCAGAAAAGCUAGUGUUGCAAGCUUUGUCGCUGCAAGUCCGGGUGUUGAGUGUUUAAUUAUUGAUAGGAAGACUUUUUUAAAUUACCUUGGAGAUUUGGAAUCUAUAAAGAAGCGAGAUUGGACUGCUGAGUAUGAAGAACGUAAGAAAUCUCUGAAGAUUAAAUGGAAACCCGAGUAUCCAGAUCUUCAGUUAACGGAUUUGGAUAUCAAUGCUGGAAUUGGUAGAGGAAGUUUUGGGCUGGUGCUGUUAGUUACUAGCAAAUCUAUUCCGGACAAAAGCUUUGUGUUGAAGAAAAUUUCUAAGACUCUGGUCAGCAAGCUUAAUUACCAAAAGUAUAUUUUGAAUGAAAAAUUUGUGAUGCAAGCUUGUGAUUCUCCAUUUAUAUGCAAGUUAUAUCAAACUUUCAAAGAUCCUAAGUAUGUUUACUUAUUAAUGGAAGCAUGUCUGGGUGGUGAUGUUCGCACAAUGCUUUAUAGAAAUGGGAAGUUCAACAAUACAACGGCAAGAUUUGUAACAGGAUGUAUUAUUGAAGCUCUAGAUCAUUUGCACUCGCUGGACAUAAUUUCCCGAGAUUUGAAGCCUGAUAAUAUCUUACUAGACAAUUAUGGAUAUGCUAAAUUGUCUGAUUUUGGUACGAGCAAAAGGACAGGUCCUUACAAAACGUGGUCGUUUGUUGGGACAUCUGAAUACAUGGCUCCAGAGUUGAUUUUGAUAGAAGGCCACGACAGGUGGUUCAAAAUGUUUGAUUGGAAAUCAUUGAGGACCAGAAUAAUGCGCUCGCCUUUAGAAACAAAGAUAUCAAGUCAUUUGGACAUUAAAAACUUUGAGAAGUUUCCCGUGGAGCGAGAAAAUACUGCCAAUGAUUUAUCCGGAUGGGACGCCGAUUUCUAA